This is a messenger RNA of Capronia coronata CBS 617.96, 3558 nucleotides long. RefSeq names its product pyruvate carboxylase. Gene Ontology annotation, biological process: pyruvate metabolic process; gluconeogenesis. The record is from RefSeq and is a predicted model, not a curated record. The transcript is spliced from 3 exons. Gene Ontology annotation, molecular function: ATP binding; pyruvate carboxylase activity; metal ion binding. Lineage: Eukaryota; Fungi; Ascomycota; Eurotiomycetes; Chaetothyriales; Herpotrichiellaceae. Bases 1 to 3558 code for a protein of 1185 amino acids. Gene Ontology annotation, cellular component: cytoplasm.
AUGGCUAGCCACGGCACGGCCACUCCAGACCAGGAGGAUGGACACCAGCUGAAGAACUCCAUCCAUGACCGUAUGAGGGCCAAUUCCACCAUCAUGCAGCUCAAGAAGCUCCUCGUCGCCAACCGAGGCGAAAUCCCCAUUCGAAUCUUCCGAACCGCCCACGAACUCUCUCUCCAGACCGUGGCUGUCUACAGUUACGAGGACCGUUUGGGCAUGCACAGACAAAAGGCGGAUGAAGCUUACAUGAUUGGCAAACGCGGUCAAUAUACCCCGGUCGGCGCCUACCUGGCUGGUGACGAGAUCAUCAAGAUCGCACUGGCCCAUGACGUCCAGAUGAUCCAUCCUGGCUAUGGCUUCUUGUCUGAGAACGCCGAGUUUGCUCGCAAGGUCGAGGAAGCCGGCAUUAUCUUUGUGGGCCCGACACAUCAGGUCAUUGACUCUCUUGGUGACAAGGUCUCGGCUAGAAAUCUUGCCAUGAAAUGCGACGUCCCUGUCGUCCCCGGUACCGAAGGCCCUGUAGAGGCAUAUGAGGAUGUCAAGGCCUUCACGGAUCAGUACGGCUUUCCCAUCAUCAUCAAAGCCGCUUUCGGAGGUGGAGGCCGUGGCAUGAGAGUUGUACGAGACCAGGAAAGUCUGAAGGACUCGUUCCAACGCGCCACCUCCGAGGCCAAAUCCGCCUUCGGCAACGGCACUGUCUUCGUCGAGCGCUUCCUUGACAAGCCCAAACACAUUGAAGUGCAGUUGCUGGGUGACAACCACGGCAACGUGGUUCACCUGUACGAGCGAGACUGCAGUGUCCAGCGUCGGCAUCAGAAAGUUGUUGAGAUCGCCCCGGCCAAAGAUCUCCCAUCUGAAGUCAGGGAUGCCAUCCUCAAUGACGCAGUCAAGCUGGCCAAGUCAGUCAACUACCGCAAUGCUGGAACGGCCGAGUUCUUGGUGGACCAACACAACCGGUAUUACUUCAUUGAAAUCAACCCCCGAAUCCAGGUCGAACACACCAUCACUGAAGAAAUCACGGGAAUUGAUAUCGUCGCGGCUCAGAUCCAGAUCGCUGCUGGAGCAACUCUGGAGCAGUUGGGUCUCACCCAAGACCGUAUCUCCACUCGGGGCUUCGCCAUUCAGUGCCGUAUCACCACCGAGGAUCCCUCCAACAACUUUUCCCCAGACACGGGCAAAAUCGAAGUCUAUCGAUCCGCCGGUGGAAACGGUGUCCGACUUGACGGUGGCAACGGUUUCGCCGGUGCUAUCAUUACGCCCCACUACGAUUCCAUGUUGGUCAAGUGUACCUGCCACGGCUCUACUUACGAGAUUGUUCGUCGUAAGAUGCUGCGAGCCCUGGUUGAGUUCCGCAUCCGUGGUGUGAAGACCAACAUUCCAUUCUUGGGGUCGUUGCUGACCCAUCCUGUGUUCGUUGCGGGAACUUGCUGGACCACCUUCAUCGAUGACACCCCAGAACUGUUCAAGUUGAUCGGCAGCCAGAACCGAGCUCAGAAAUUGCUUCAAUACCUGGGCGAUCUGGCCGUCAAUGGCAGCAGCAUCAAGGGACAAAUUGGCGAGUCGAAGUUCAAGGGCGAGAUCAUCAUGCCGAAGAUGCUCGACAACCAGGGCAAUGAGAUCGAUGUGACCGUCCCUUGCACUCAAGGCUGGAAAUCCAUCAUUGACAAAGAGGGUCCCGAUGGAUUUGCCAAGGCGAUCCGGGCGAACAAGGGUUGUCUGAUCAUGGACACCACCUGGCGUGAUGCACAUCAGUCGCUGUUGGCCACGCGUGUUCGCACAGUCGAUUUCUGCAACAUUGCUCGCGAGACCAGCUAUGCGCUCAACAACGCCUUCGCCUUGGAAUGCUGGGGUGGCGCCACCUUCGAUGUCGCAAUGAGGUUCCUCUACGAAGAUCCUUGGGAUCGAUUGCGGAAGUUGAGAAAGUUGGUACCCAACAUCCCAUUCCAGAUGUUGCUGCGAGGUGCCAACGGCGUGGCCUACAAAUCACUUCCGGACAAUGCCAUCUACCAUUUCUGCAAGCAGGCCAAGAAGAACGGCAUGGAUAUCUUCCGAGUCUUUGAUGCCCUCAACGACAUCGACCAACUGGAGGUUGGCAUGAGGGCUGUUCAGGAAGCCGGAGGCGUGGUCGAGGGAACCAUCUGUUAUUCUGGUGACAUGUUGAAUCCGAAGAAGAAGUACAACUUGGAGUACUAUCUGGAACUGGUGGACAAGAUCGUCAAAAUCGGUACCCAUACCUUGGGAAUCAAGGAUAUGGCCGGUGUGCUUAAACCCAAGGCGGCCCGUCUUUUGGUUGGCAGCAUCCGCAAGAAGUAUCCCGACCUGCCCAUCCAUGUGCACACCCACGACUCUGCUGGAACCGGUGUGGCAUCUAUGGUUGCUUGCGCCGAAGCUGGUGCCGAUGCGGUCGAUGCGGCCACGGACAGCAUGUCUGGCAUGACUUCUCAACCCAGUAUUGGCGCCAUCCUGGCGUCCCUCGAAGGCACGCCCUACGAUCCUGGCUUGAAUGACCACAAUGUGCGAGCUCUUGACCAGUAUUGGUCUCAACUAAGAUUGCUCUACUCUCCCUUCGAAGCUGGCUUGACCGGGCCUGAUGCAGAAGUGUACGAACACGAGAUACCAGGAGGACAGCUGACCAACUUGAUCUUUCAAGCAUCUCAACUUGGUCUAGGGGCUCAGUGGCUCGAGACCAAGAAGGCGUACGAACAGGCCAAUGCUUUGUUGGGCGACAUUGUCAAGGUCACGCCCACUUCCAAGGUGGUGGGUGAUCUGGCUCAGUUUAUGGUGUCGAACAAGCUGAACUACGACGAUGUCAUUGCCAAAGCCAAAGAACUGGACUUCCCGGAGUCGGUGUUGGAAUUCUUCGAAGGCUACAUGGGCCAGCCAUAUGGAGGGUUCCCGGAACCACUUCGCACGGAUGCCUUGAGAGGUCGCCGGAAGAUGGACAAGCGACCUGGUCUGUACCUGGAACCGGUUGAUUUCGCCAAGGUCAGGAAGGAACUCAAGGAGAAGUACAACACGGUCUCGGAGACAGAUGUUGCCAGUUACGUCAUGUACCCCAAGGUCUUUGAGGAUUACCGCAAAUUCGUGGACAAGUAUGGUGAUCUGUCGGUGUUGGCCACCAAAUACUUCUUGAACAAGCCCGACAUUGGCGAGGAAUUCGAAGUGGAACUGGAAAAGGGCAAAGUGUUGAUCCUGAAGCUGUUGGCCAUCGGGCCUCUGUCGGAAUCCACGGGUCAACGUGAAGUGUUUUAUGAGAUGAAUGGUGAGGUCCGUCAAGUGACCAUCGACGACACCAAGGCUGCGGUGGAAAACACCAGCCGACCCAAGGCAGAUCCCAGCGAUAGCAGUCAAGUGGGUGCCCCGAUGGCCGGAGUGGUGGUGGAAGUCCGAGUCAAGGAAGGGAAUGAAGUCAAGAAGGGUGACCCGAUUGCCGUUUUGAGUGCCAUGAAGAUGGAAAUGGUGAUCAGUGCACCGCAUUCGGGCAAGGUUGGAAGCAUCCAGGUCAAAGAAGGAGAUUCGGUUGCCGGGUCGGAUUUGGUCUGCAGGAUUGAGAAGGCGUAG